This is a messenger RNA of Pelmatolapia mariae (spotted tilapia), 2910 nucleotides long. RefSeq names its product zinc finger protein 501-like. Lineage: Eukaryota; Metazoa; Chordata; Actinopteri; Cichliformes; Cichlidae. Gene Ontology annotation, biological process: regulation of transcription by RNA polymerase II. Gene Ontology annotation, molecular function: RNA polymerase II cis-regulatory region sequence-specific DNA binding; DNA-binding transcription factor activity, RNA polymerase II-specific. The transcript is spliced from 4 exons. The coding region runs from base 264 to 1493 and encodes 409 amino acids. The record is from RefSeq and is a predicted model, not a curated record.
AACAUGUCUAGUGUUCGGGUUUCAGAGUGAUUGUUGUUGAAGAAAUCUGCUAACAAGUUAAAAAAAAAAAACGAUCGUCCGGCAUGAGAAGGAGACCAGCCGUCAACUCAGACUGCUGGACAUCAGCUGGAAACCCGAGAUAAAGCCACACAUUACAGGGAGAAAAAAGAAAGAGAGCUGAUGUCACACAGAGAUGGAGAAAGAUAAGAAAGAGGACAGGAGAGGAAGAAGAAAGGUUAGAUUCAAAGUCCUCCCACAUCAACAUGAAUUGUGAGGAAGAGGAGGGUGUGGAUGAUCAGCAGGUCUGUAACCAGGAGAGGAAUUCCAGUCUGGACCAAAAUGACCCAGAGCCUCCACAGAUUAAAGAGGAACAGGAGGAAGUCUGCACUGGUCAGGAGGCCGAAGGCAUCAUCGUCUGGACCGGAAAAGAGCGGCUCAGACUGCUGGAUACCAUUUGGAAACCUGAAAUAAAGCUACACAGAAUAGACCUCCACCAGCAGGAUAUCGGUAAGGAGGAAGAAGUUGUCACAGAUCAGCAGGUCUGUAACCAAGAGAGGAACUCCAAUCUGGACCAGGAGGAUCCAGAACCUCUGCAGAUUAAAGAAGAACAGGAGGAAAUCUGCAUCAGUCAUGAGGAAGAACCGCUUGUAUUGAAGGAGGAGACUGAGACCUUUAUGGUGGCUUCUACUUACGAGGAAUGUAAAUCAGAACCAAACAGUGACCAGUUCCUUUUUCACAACUCUCCUGACCCAGAGAGCCUAGAACAAGAAGAAAGCGAGCAUGUGGACUUAACAUCAAGUAAAAAAUUAUUAAAAUGUGACACUUGUGGAAAAUUUUUUCAGUAUCAGUCCAAACUUAAUAGACAUCUGAGAGCUCACACAGGUGAGAAGCCAUAUUUUUGUGUCACAUGUGGGAAGAGAUUUAGUCAGAUGAUACACUUAAGAAAGCACAUCAGAAUUCACACAGGUGAGAAGCCUCAUCCUUGUAGCAUCUGUGGAAAUAAGUUUAAUGACAUGUCAGCAUUCAAAUCGCACAUGAGAAUUCAUACUGGUGAAAGACCAUAUUCUUGUAGCACCUGUGGGAAAAGUUUUAGCCAAAUGAUACACUUGAAAAUUCACAUGAGAGUUCACACAGGCGAGAAGCCGUAUCCUUGUGAUAUGUGUGAAAAAAGAUUCACUAAUUUGAUAAACUUGAAAACGCACAUAAGAAUUCACACGGGAGAGAAACCACAUUCUUGUAACAUCUGUGGGAAAACCUUUCGUCAGAAUUCGACGUUGCAAACUCAUCUAAGAAUCCACACAGGUGCGAAACCAUAUUCUUGUAGCACCUGUGGAAAAAGAUUUAGUCAUAUUAAAAACUUGACAACUCACUCAAGAAUUCACACAGGUGAGAAGCCAUAUACUUGUAGCACCUGUGGGAAAAAUUUCAGUCAGUUGACUCAUUUAAAAAGUCACAUGAGAAUUCAUACUACCUUACAAAAUGUGGCAGAGUAGGAGUGUGUGACUGUUAGAAUGCAUAGUGAGGAAAAUCACAGCUACACCUGAGGGGAAACAAAGAUGACCUUAUAUUCUGGUCAGUAUGGAAUAGCUUUUAAUAAUAGUUAUUCAAGUUGGCUGUGUUUUUGUUCUGAUGUAAUUGAAAGCCCAGUUUUAUAAAGGGUCUCAAAUAAGCCAGUUUUUAGAACAUUUCCUACUGAACUAUCUUCAAUGUGUAUUAACGUUUCACGGUACAAAUUUUAAACCUGUAUAACCAGUCCUGUGAAAUUUUAGCUUCAUAUAUUAAACAAAAACAAAACAAAAAGUUAUAUGUUUUAAGUUACUUUCAAAACUUAUAUGGUUUCUAACUAAGUCGUAAAGUGAUAAUAUUUUAUUUUCAUUCAGCUUUCAAGCAUUUGAGCAAAUACGAUAAAUGUUUUAACAAAAACAAAAAUAUCCAUAAAGAGUUUAAUCUGAAUAGAACAAGUUUCUAGAUGGUUGUGUAAUUACAACUCAGAAAAUAAUUUCAUUAGAUAUUUGCAUGUUUAACCUCCUAGGACCUGCCGUCCACAUAUGUGGACAUCACAUUUUGGGUUAUUUAGACCAAAAUACUAAAUUUUGCUCAACAAUGGCCUGAUAUCCACUUACGAGGACAUUAUACUGCUACUGUUCUAUCUAAAUUUUAAACAAAUAUCCUCAUAUGUGGCUCUCAUUUAUCUUAGAAACAAAAAUCAGGUAAAAAAAAUCUGGUAAUUCUUUGUUUUUACAUUCAUCAGGUCCCAAUCAGCCCAGAUAUCAAGGAGAAAUUAAAAAUGCAUGCCACGGAAGAGUUUGUGUCUUAGGGGGUUAUCUGAUUUUUAAAUCUGAUUAAAUCAGAUUUUUAUCAAAACAGAAAGUUUCUGUUGAGCCUUCUCCAAUUUACAUAACAAUGUUAUGUUUCAAAGUGUGGGCAUAUUUUCCCUCUUUUCAUAUUUUAACAAGAAUUAUCAGAGUUGUCCAAAAGCAGUAUUUUUUUUCCUCUUCUGCCUGUCAACUUAGACAUUGUCAUAUUAUAAUAUACUAUGUUACAUAUAAUCUAAUAACUGAAAUAACACAAAUAAAAUGAUGAAAUAAGCCAAUAAAAGAAACAUAAACAAGAGGAGCCUAUAGAGACUUCAUAGAAUGUAUCUUGGAAAAGCUACAUAUGUUUGGCACAACAGUGAUUUUUACACCAUAAUUCGUAUUUUAAAAGCUGCCAGACAGGACAGGAUUUAAUUUCUUAAAAAGCAUCAAAUUAAAUUUCUAUAAAAACAAAAAGUUUCUGUUGAACCUUCUCCAAUUUGAAUAAAAAUGUUCAAAGUUGUGUAAGCAGUAGGACUCAAAAUGGUAGGUAGGUAGAGUAGGGCAAAAAAAGGCCUGAAAGUGGGUCAUUGGACCAUUUAUAACCCCCCCCCCC